Molecule: messenger RNA, 2523 nt
Organism: Gloeophyllum trabeum ATCC 11539
Lineage: Eukaryota; Fungi; Basidiomycota; Agaricomycetes; Gloeophyllales; Gloeophyllaceae
Exons: 4
Source: RefSeq, a predicted model, not a curated record
CGAGAACAAGAGGAGCAAGGGGAGAGCCUCUGGGGGCCCUUUGAUGAUGCCGAUGAGUGGGAGUUGGCCAGAUGGCUCGUGAAGAAUGUCAGGCAGACGCAGACAGAUGAGUUCCUUAAGUUGGGCAUUAUACGGGAACGUGCUGCCCCUUCCUAUGAGAACAAUCGUCAAUUUCUGAAGAAGAUUGACGGCCUUCCCACCGGCGGAGCAGGCUGGAGCUGUCACAACGUGGAGAUCGCAGGGGAUUUGAAUGAUGAUGAAGGCAUGAUCCAGACAGAAGAUGUUGAAUUAUGGACCCGAGAUCCUCUUGUGGUUAUUCGGGAACUUCUCGGUAAUCCUGAUUUCAGGAAUGGAAUGGCAUACGCACCAGAGCAUGUAUACGCGGAUGCGAAUAGGGCGAGACGGAUAUAUGAUGAGAUGUGGACGGGAGACUGGUGGUGGAAGACACAGGGAAAGCUCCCGAAGGGGUCUACCAUCGCCCCAAUCAUUCUAAGUUCAGACAAGACAAAACUGUCUUUGCAGCGCGGUGACAAGUCCGCAUGGCCCGUGUACCUAACUAUUGGAAAUAUUGAGAAGUCAGUGCGCCGAAAGCCUACUGCUCAUGCCACAGUCCUGAUCGGAUACUUACCCGUCCCGAAACUGGACUGCAUGUCCGAAUCCAUGAAGUCGGUCACCGGCUAUCGGCUCUUUCACUACUGCAUGAAGAAACUGCUUGCCUCGCUUGUCGAUGCUGGAAAGGAGGGUGUCCUCAUGCGUUGCGCGGAUGGGUACAUCCGACAUGUCUUCCCGAUCCUUGCAGCAUACGUUGCCGACCAUCCUGAACAGUGUCUUGUGGCCUGCUGCAAGGAGAGUUUCUGCCCUAAAUGCUAUGUUACGCCGCCGAAGAGAGGCACCUUGGAUUUUACCCUCAAGGCUCGUCAGACAGAGCGCACGAAGAUUAUCUUGAAGCACCGGGCGUCUGGCCGACGGGUUCCUGCAUUCAAUGCUGAAGGUUUACGACCAGUCGAGGAUCCUUUUUGGGCUGAUUUGCCGAAUGUGAACAUCUUCGACUGUUUUACGCCAGAUCUGUUGCACCAGUUGCACAAGGGGGUCUUCCGCGACCACCUUGUGAACUGGUGUAUGGACGUAAUGACGGAUAUCGAGAUGGAUGAGCGCUUUAAGCGCAUGUCCAGCUAUCCGGGCCUGCGAUUCUUCAAGAAUGGGAUCUCGACUAUCUCGCAGUGGACAGGGCAUGAAUAUAAGGAAAUGCAGCGCAUAUUUGUGGGGCUGCUUACCGCUGGUGUACACCCUCAAGUUGUCAUUGCAGCUCGAUCUGUGCUCGAUUUCAUAUACUAUGCAUCCUUUCAUUCGCACACCAGUGACACGCUGUGGGCCAUGGAGAACGCAUUAUGGGAUUUCCAUGAGAGCAAAGAGGUCUUUGUAAGGCUGAAGACACGGACACACUUCAAUAUUGCGAAGAUCCACUCAAUGCAACACUACCUCGAUGCUAUACGUGCGUACGGCUCUUGUGACGGCUACAACACAGAAUCACCGGAGCGUCUGCACAUUGACUACGCGAAGGACGCUUACCGGGCCAGCAAUAAACGAGAGUACACUGAACAAAUGACACGCUGGCUGUGUCGGCAAGAAGCGGUAGCUGAAUUCAACUCGUACUUAUCUUGGGCGACAGCGCGCGUUCACCAGUCAACCGAUGAUGCUCUAUCGGACACCAGUGACGAGUCGCUAGACGAGGAACGCAUUUCUGAGACCGAGACGUGUCUGGCGUAUGCGAAGCCGCGUGACUUCUUCAAGCAGACUGUGCGCACUUUGCCCAAGAAGCCUUCGCGUUUCGCUGUGACGGUGUCGAAGCUGGUGUCAGACUACGGCGCCUUUCAGUUUCUAGACUGUCUACGGCGGUAUCUGUUGCUUAUGCGCCCGGAUGGUGCAGCGGUUACGAGUCCCAACCAGUUCGACAAAUUCGACCUUUAUCAACAGCUUAUCCUACAUCACCCGCCCGUUCCAGUGGUCACCGACUCCGCAAAACUCAGAAGACGCAUACGCACUACACCGGCAAAGCUAGGCAAACGCGGGGGACCUAGUACUCCAGGUCACGCAGAUACCGUAUUUGUGCGGGUGGACGGUGCAGCAUCACGCGAGAACGAGCACGUUCGCGGGAUGGCAUUGCAAGGGCUUCAAGUUGCUCAAGUACGGCUACUCUUCAAGCUGCCUGAGGUUUUCCGGGCCAAGCAUCGCGACAAUCAUCAAACUACACUGCUGGCGUACGUGGAAUGGUUCAUGCCUUUCAGCAGCAUUGAUGCCACAUCAAAGAUGCACACCAUCUCAAGAUCCAGACGCGGUGGUCAUCGCAAUGCCGAAGUCAUUGCCAUGGACCGUAUAGUAGGUAGCUGCCAUCUGAUCCCUAAGUUCGGUACCAAUGUAGAUAGGCAUUGGACGUCGGAGAAUGUCUUGGACAAGUGUAAGUCCUUCUGGGUUAAUCCUUAUAUAGAUGUAGCUACCUUCUAUGCAUUGCACUCAUGUCAAUAG